GCCUAACGCGUACAAUGGCUCAUCUAGAAAACCGUACAGACUUCCCCACACAUGAGUUUGCAAAAAAAUGCGUAGUAAUGAAUUUAGAUCAUCCAUCGGUUGCAUUAGUGGGAGCAAAAUAACCAUGCUAUAAAAGCAGCCGGCCGAAAACGGUAUGCAGUGCACCGACAGUUCAAGUUCAACGUUUACUUUCAGCAUGAAACAAGUAAGAAGCUCUUCACUCUCAUUCGUGGUCGUUGCGUAAUCGUAAACAUUAGUGCUUCGGUUUGGUUUAGGGAUAGUAGGUCAGAGAUAAAAUUAGUGCUUUCGAAUAGCGGGGAAUUCUCUUUUCGAAUCAGGAUCACGAGAAACACUGCAUAUCGGCCUACCUGUUUUUGGUGCUAGUUCUAGCCCUCUUUGGGGCAGCUACCGCUGCCAGGUUAGACAACUUACAGAGUCAGUAUCUGCCUCCCACAGGGUCAGACAGCACAAUUGCUAGAUUUGGACCUCAAUACCGUGGUACUCAGUACUCUCAACCACAACAGCCAAUCGUUUAUGGCCCAACACAACAGUACUCGAAUCAACAGGGACAGUACUCUUCUGGAAUACCGGUGGGACAAUACUACCCUAAUCAACAAGGGCAAUACUCUUCCGGGACAGAAACAGGACCGUACUACCAAGGACGCUAUGGCGGAGAUCAAGGUCAGUACUCUGGAGCAACGAUUCUGAAAGCUGACAAUCAGCCCAAUGCAGGAGACGGCACUUAUAGUUACAGUUAUGAAACCUCUAAUGGUAUCAGUGCCCAAGAGUCUGGUACCGGAGCUGUAGGAGCUGAAGGAGGGUACUCCUAUACAUCACCUGAAGGCGAGGUCAUAUCAGUAAGAUAUACAGCGGAUGCAGAUGGUUUCCACCCAGUAGGAUCUCACAUACCAGGCGUUGAAGCUAUCCUCAAAUCCAUCGAAAUCAACAAAGCUGCAGCUGCUCAGCAGUAUGGUGCUCCAAGCCAACAGUACGGCACACCAAACCAACAAUACGGCACACCAAAUCAACAAUAUGGCACACCAAAUCAACAAUAUGGCACACCAGCAGCUGGAGGUCAAUUUGGAGCUGGUGGCCAGCAACAGUACCAACCGUACAGAACACCUGUUCAGCAGUACAAUGCUCCUGGUCCACUGUACGGAACACCAAGUGGUAUAAGUCAACAGACAUUUGGUGGACAACAGUAUAGUACUCCCACCCAACAGUAUGGAGCUCCUUCUCAGUACAAUAGGCCAAGUCAGCGAUAUGGAGCUCCAGGUCAGCAAUAUGAUGCGUCCAGCAGUACGUUUGGAGCAAGGCAAGGAUUUAAUGUGCCAGCACCUCAGUAUGGAACACCAAAUGGUUCCAACCAAGGGUAUCGGUAUUAAGAGAUGGUUAGUAUUAUAACGUCUGACAGGGUAUUAGUUUUGUAAAUAUUCUUGUAUCUUUAUAAGUAAUAAAAUUGUUUGCAAGUUUUA
This is a messenger RNA of Acanthoscelides obtectus, 1475 nucleotides long. NCBI's taxonomy places the organism in Eukaryota, Metazoa, Arthropoda, Insecta, Coleoptera, Chrysomelidae. The record is from the annotation of a GenBank genome assembly.